AUGGCUAAGCUUCGGGCUACGCGCAAAAAGCCGAUCGUCGUCUCAUCCGAGUCUGAGGCGGAUGAUUCACAUACACCGCCUCCCGCGCGUCCCAAGAGGGGCACACUAACAGGCGUCGCGACUGGGGCGCAUGGAGAAAAGAAGGCUACCCGAUCCAAGACACGUGCAGCCUCGCCCACGCGAUCGCGAGCAGUUCCUACUAAGAAGUCUCCAGCCAAAUCGCCGGCUAAAGCAAAGCCAGCAUCCAAGCCCAUCACUUCUUUCUUCAGUAAUAUACCGCGCUCGCAGUCGCUGCACCCCACGCCGAGCCCUGAGAAACCGGCCCUGUCAAUUGAAGAUGUAGACGAUAUCUUUGAUUCCUCAGACGAUGCGCCGUCCAUCAAGCCCCCGAAACCCCUCCCCGUUCGUAAGAGACCGAUCGCUGCGACAGCGCCAACGGACCCUGCCAAUGCUGUGAGCAACAGGCAGAAGUUCUUGCGAACAGCGAGCGGAGCGCGUAGUACAACACCGCUAUCCACAACACCGAUAUCGUCCCAGCCAGCGCGGCAGGAUACAGAAGACCGGCGGCCGUGGACUGAAAAGUACGGCCCAGUGUCGCUCGAUGAGCUCGCUGUGCAUAAGAGGAAGGUGGCGGACGUGCGGACAUGGCUCACUGACGUCUUCAGCGGCAAGGCACGCAAGCGAUUGCUGCUGCUCAAAGGCCCUGCUGGCAGCGGGAAGACCACCACUAUGUCCCUGCUGUCCAAGGAACUGGGCAUCCACAUGCAUGAAUGGAAGAACCCUAUAGGUUCCAUGUCAACCUCCGACAGUUUUGUGUCCGCUACUGCACAGUUCGAAGAAUUCGUUGGAAGGACUGGAGCCUUUGGUAGUCUGGCCUUCGAUGAGCCGACAAUGAGUGCCCAGACGGCUUCGUCGAACAGUCAGACUGAAAGGCAGAAGCAGCUGGUCCUAGUAGAGGAAUUUCCGAAUACAUUCACACGUACUUCUUCGGCCGUUCAAUCUUUUCGCUCUUCCGUCCUCAACUAUCUUGCUGCCAAUACGCAAUCAGCCACUGCUUUCUUUUCGACCCAGGUCGAUCCCGAGCAGCCAGUGACCCCAAUCGUAAUGAUAAUAUCCGAGACCCUGCUGUCUACCAACACGGCGGCAGCCGACAGCUUCACUGCACAUCGGCUGUUGGGCCCUGAGAUUCUGACCCAUCCCGGAGUGUCUGUUCUCGAGUUCAACCCAAUCGCCCCCACAUACAUGACAAAGGCGCUAGAAACGAUUGUUGUCAAGGAGGCGCGCCAAUCCGGGCGCAAGAAGACUCUAGGGCCACAGGCAAUUCAGCGUCUUGCAGAACUUGGAGACAUCCGCAGCGCUGUCUCCUCCCUCGAAUUCCUCUGCCUGCGAGGUGAUGAUGCGGAAGGCUGGGGCGCGAAGGUCAACCUCACGAAGAAGAAGGGCCCGAAAGACAUACCGAUGACGAAGAUCGAGCAAGAGUCGCUCGAAAUGGUGACGCAGCGCGAAAGCACUCUCGGCAUCUUUCAUGCUGUUGGGAGGGUUGUGUACAACAAGCGUCUACCGGAGGACCCUAACACACCCAUGGCACAUCCACCGAACUGGUUUCCCGAAAGGCGAAGACCGAAGGCCUCGGAGGUCAAUGUCGACACUCUCAUCGAUGAGCUGGGUACCGAUACCCAAACCUUUGUCGCUGCUCUACAUGAGAACUACGUCCUGUCCUGCGGCGCUGCAGAUAGCGAGGAAACCAUGGAUUCUAUCGAGGGCUGUAUAGAAGCUCUUUCCGAUGCCGACCUUCUAUCGCCGGACCGCUUCGGCGCUGGCGCUGGCCGACGGGCCCUCCAAGGUACUAGUGCGGACAAUCUACGUCAAGACGAGAUGUGCUUUCAGACGAGCGUGCGCGGGCUUCUGUAUAACCUGCCAUAUCCCGUCAAGCGCGUUGCACCGCCUCCAGGCAUCAUGGGCAUCAAGGCGAAAGGCCAAGGAGCAAGUGGUGGAGCGGCCAAAGGCAACGCGUUUGUCAUGUACUAUCCGGCGUCGCUACGGAUAUGGAAACAACAGGAAGAGAUUGAGGGCUCACUGGAGAUGUGGGUAUCAAAGGCGCAGCGUGGUGAGCUCUUUUCGACAGGGUCAACUACAUCGAAAGCGGCUUUCUUGAGCGGAGGAGUCGAGUCGUGGAAAGGCAAUACCUCGUUUUCACAGCCCUUAUCAGCAUCCGGCUCGAAAGAUGCCGAAGACGAUGCGCCAGCUUCAAUUCACCUUGGAAGUGGCGGCUCGGCGCGAAAUGAAAUGCUCCUGGAACGUCUACCUUACAUGACCACCAUCUUGCGCAAAUCACGCAUGCCGAACCCAUACACAGCAGCCACCGUGCGCGAAAUCCGGAAGAUCACAGCCUUCACCGGAAACGCUCUCUCUGGUGCCACUGAAGAAGAUGAUGCUGAGGAAGACAUUCGCCCUGGCGAGCAAGAGCAGUGGUCUACGGACAAACCGACUCUGGAGACGCCGAAGAAGAGAGGACGAGUGAAGUUUGAGAGUAAGGCACAAGAGCCGGAAACAGCGAUUGCUGGUUUAGCGGACAAAGGUGCUAGUCUCACGUUGAGUGAUGAUGAUAUCGAGGAUUGA
Alternaria arbusti is the source of this 2619-nucleotide messenger RNA. RefSeq lists its product as uncharacterized. The record is from RefSeq and is a predicted model, not a curated record. Gene Ontology annotation, molecular function: chromatin binding. NCBI's taxonomy places the organism in Eukaryota, Fungi, Ascomycota, Dothideomycetes, Pleosporales, Pleosporaceae. Gene Ontology annotation, biological process: DNA damage checkpoint signaling; mitotic DNA replication checkpoint signaling; DNA repair. The transcript has a single exon. Bases 1 to 2619 code for a protein of 872 amino acids.